AUGUUACAACCAGCUGGAUUCGUUGAUCCAGAGAGACCAGAUCAUGUCUUUAAACUCACAAAGACUUUAUACGGUCUUAAACAAGCUCUAAAGGCUUGGUUUGACACUUUCAGCGGCUUCCUGAUAGAAUUUGGGUUCUCAUGCAGUCAGUCUGAUCCAUCUCUCUUCACAUAUCACAACCACAACAAGACAUUGAUACUUUUACUUUAUGUCGAUGAUAUAUUACUAACGGGGAGUGAUGAAGAUCUUUUGAAAAGUCUACUAACAGCGUUGAAAGAGAGGUUUGCUAUGAAGAAUCUUGGAACACCACACUACUUCGUUGGCAUUGAAAUAGAAUCACACUCAGGAGGAAUAUUCUUACAUCAACAUGCUUAUGCACAAGACAUUCUCCAUCAAGCCUCCAUGUCAGAAUGUAACCCAAUGCCAACCCCUCUGCUUGUUCGUCUAGAUGAAGGAGACUCUCCAAGAUUCUUAGAACCUACAUACUACAGAAGUCUUGCAGAGAAGCUACAAUACUUAACAAUAACUCGAUCAUACAUACAGUAUGCAGUUAAUGUGGUUUGUCAGCGUAUGCAUUCACCAACUGUGGCUGACUUCAAGCUACUCAAGAGGAUAAUGAUAUACAUCAAGGGAACAAUGCAGUGGAGUUUUCAUAUCAGAGAAGACAAGACGGUUCAACUCUCUGCCUUCUAUGAUAGCGAUUGGGCUGGCUCGGUUUACCUCAGUGAAAAUCCAGCGCUACACAAGCGUUUAAAGCACUUUGAUACAAACUACCACUACAUACGGGAACAAGUGGCACUUGGUAUCGUUGAGACAAGACACAUUCCGGCAGCUCUGCGGUUGCAGGCAUCUUUACCAAGUCCUUACCUCGCCGAGCCUUCCUUGACUUGUGACACAAACUUGGAGUUGGAGAAUCCCUACCUCAAGUUUGAGGGAGAAUGA
Brassica oleracea var. oleracea is the source of this 942-nucleotide messenger RNA. RefSeq lists its product as uncharacterized. The record is from RefSeq and is a predicted model, not a curated record. The coding region runs from base 1 to 942 and encodes 313 amino acids. Lineage: Eukaryota; Viridiplantae; Streptophyta; Magnoliopsida; Brassicales; Brassicaceae. The transcript has 2 exons.